CAGAAAGAGUCCAGUUUGUUCAAAUAUCAAGUUUGUGUGUGCGCGUUUGACCAGAGGGGGUCCACGGGUCCAGGACAGACCACUGUGUUGUCAGAGUCUCUCUGUCUCUGUCUACUUCCCCACAGACGCGCAUCCUCCGUCCACCUCCAGCGUCCGUGUCCAUCUCGCCACAUUCACUCCGCCGCUUUACGCGCUAUCGUCGCCCCCCCGCCCAUACACAUACACACUUACACACACACACACACACACACACACACACUCACACUCACACACACACAUACACCGCCAUCACGAACUGAAACUUUUUUCUUUGCGGAUCUCUGGUCCCACUCCGAGUCCAGAUUCAGCACAGGACCAGCGCGAACCUCCGUGUGUCCGGGAGCCGAACCAAAGCCCAGCCCUGGAUUCAAUACUCCUGAUCAAUGGACAGAGCCUCCUCAGCGGCCAGCAGCGCUACAGACACGCCGUAAACAACUCUGUCUCUCUGGCUGGAGCUCCUCUGGGGGUCUGGAGGAGGAUGGAGCGAGGAGGGGAAAGUCCCAUCACCCAGGACAGUCCUGAGCGGAGGGGAGGCAGUCCGGACCUCAGUGGCCUCCCGCCACCGGGAAAGAAGGGUCGGCUGGAGCUCAACGGGAGCCCCACAGGGCCACGUAUACGGCACAAUGGAGCCCCACCGAGACCCCUGGGAGGUCUGAUGAUUCCCGUCUUCUGUGUGGUGGAGCAGUCGGAUGGAGGGAUUCAGACGGACGGAUGUGAGGGAAGAGAGGAGCAUGCGGAGUUUGUCCUGGUCAGGAAGGAUAUUCUCUUCUCUCAGCUGGUGGAGACGGCUCUGCUGGCCCUCGGCUACUCCCACAGCUCAGCAGCACAAGCCCACGGCAUCAUCAAGGUGGGAAGGUGGAACCCCCUCCCCAUCCACUUUCUGACCGACGCCCCAGAAGCUACAGUUGCUGACAUGCUGAUGGAGGUUUACCACAUGGUCACGCUGCGUAUUCAACUACAAAGUUUUUCAAAGCUGGAGGACCUGCCCUGUGAACAGUGGAACCACGCAACUGUCAGGAACGCUCUCAAAGAGCUGCUGAAGGAAAUGAACCAAAGCACCCUGGCCAAAGAGUGUCCUCUGUCACAGAGUAUGAUUUCCUCCAUAGUGAAUAGUUCCUACUAUGCCAAUGUCUCCACUGCCAAAUGCCAAGAGUUUGGUCGCUGGUACAAGAAGUAUAAGAAAAUCAAAGUAGACUAUCUGGAGAAGAUGUGGUCUGGACGAGAUGCUGCUGACAUCAAAAUAGAGAGAGACAACAUGGCAGACUUCUGCGUCCUGGGCCAGAGACCACCACCUCACUUGGCCGGCCUGCCCCAGAUCAGUCACCUGGGAGCUGGUAGUCCACUCCUCAAAGCUGGAUCUGGAGAUCCACAGGCACCAUCGCAGCCACCCCAGCAGCCUCCACCUCCCCAGCAGCAGCCCUCGCCCCACGGCCCCCUCCACCACAGCCCUCCUCUCCGUACGGGCCAGGUGCCUCCUCCGCCCCCUCCGCCCCCGCCUGGUGCCCUGCAGCCCCUGCUGGGGCCAGGUGGGCUGCUCCCCUCUCAACUCUCCCCACAGCUGGUACGUCAGCAGCUCGCCAUGGCCCACCUCAUCAACCAGCAACUAGCCGUUAGCCGCCUCCUGGCCCACCAGCACCCCCAGGUUCUCAACCAGCAGUUCCUCAACCACCCACCCAUCCCUCGGGGUUCAUCCAAAGCUGGCGGCGACCAUGCCGGGAGCAACCCCUCGGCCGCCGAGGUCUCCUCUGAAAUCUACCAGCAGGUCAGAGACGAGCUGAAGAGAGCUAGUGUCUCCCAGGCCGUGUUCGCCCGUGUGGCUUUCAACCGCACACAGGGUUUGCUAUCAGAGAUCCUGAGGAAGGAGGAGGACCCUCGCACAGCCUCACAGUCCCUGCUGGUGAAUCUGAAAGCGAUGCAGAACUUCCUCAACCUGCCUGAGAGCGAGAGAGACCGAAUCUACCAGGAGGAGAGAGAGCGCACCAUGAACCCUUCAGUUGGCCUUCCUGCCUCCAACUCCUCCAACCCCGGAGCCCCACGCCUCUCACAGAAAGUGUGGGAGAGGAGCUUGGAUGACCAGAUAACCCCUGAUACCUGGGCCUCCAUCUGGAAGAACAAGACUAAGAUCUCCAACUCACCCAAGCCGUCCGGCCCCGCCCCCGACCUCCCACUGAAGCUGGAGUCGCUGGUCAACAUUACGUCCGGCAUCUAUGACGAAAUUCAGCAGGAGAUGAAGAGAGCCAAGGUGUCCCAAGCUCUGUUUGCCAAGGUGGCCGCCAACAAGAGCCAGGGCUGGCUGUGUGAGCUGCUUCGGUGGAAGGAGAACCCCAGCCCAGAGAACCGCACUCUGUGGGAGAACCUGUGCACCAUCCGGAGGUUCCUGACCCUGCCGCAGGCCGACAGAGACCUGGCGUACGAGGAGGAGUCCCGACACCAUCACUCCGAGAGGCUGCACACCGUCCUCCACCUGCCACAGGACACACAGCUCUAUUGUCUUUCUCGUCAGGCACUUCACAGGCCACCCCCUACCCCGAUGAAGGAGCACCGCCUGUCUCCGAUGCGCGAAGAACCAUUAUCUGCCCCGGGGAACGAGGAGGGCUCACAGACUGUGGGAGCGGGAGCUGCAGGCGGAUGUCCACCUGGCACUGUUGGAAGUGCCGGCAGCAACAAGAAGCCACGAUCACGCACCAAGAUUUCCCUGGAAGCCUUGGGGAUCCUGCAGAGCUUCAUCCAGGACGUCGGCCUGUACCCAGACCAGGAGGCCAUCCACACCCUGUCAGCACAGCUUGACCUGCCCAAACACACCAUCAUCAAGUUCUUCCAGAACCAGCGCUACCAUGUCAAGCAUCACGGCCGCCUCAAGGAGCUGGGCGAGGGGGCCGCUGCCAGCGGAGGUGUGGACGUCAGCGAAUACAGAGAAGAAGAAUUGCUUUCGGGCUCAGAGGACCCAGAGUCCAGCGAGGACGGAACUGAGGAAAUCUACCAGUCUACAGAGGGGAGUGGAGGGAGCACAGGGGGGCUGAACCACCCACCGGCCUCCUCUAGCUCCAACUCCAGCCAGUCGUCCUCAGGAACCAACAUGGCUCAGGAGGAGGGCAAGGACAAGGGGCACGGCCGGCCCGGUGGCAACAUGGCCCCCGGGAGCUCCUCGUCCAGCCCCAGAGAGCAGGCUGACUACCAGAGGUAGAAACUGACAGAGAGGACAGAGAAAAAGAGAGAGGGAGAAGAAACAAGAAAAAGAAAAAGUCUACGACGAAGAAAUGAGGAACUGGAAAUGAACUGAUGGAACGUGGCUGCACAGAAACUGGUAUGAGACAGAAACGUCUACGUAGGCACAGACAGUGAAAUACUGUACAUCUGAAACGAACAGACUCUUUCUAGUGACAAUCUCAGACAGACAUCUGUGACAACCUGAUUUGUGGAGUGAAAUUACCUCAGCAAAAGAGCAGGUUUGCAGUGUGCUGUGACGCGGCAAUGGUUGUGUAACUGUGAAACAGUUUUUUUCCCCCCAAGAAACAUCUAAAUAAUUCACUCCAGACUUUCAUUAGCAGGUAAGACUAUUGCUGCUCAGGCCUCCGACCUACAAACAGACACAAACACAAAACACAAUCUCCAGAACUUUCUCCUAAUCAGCCAUUUGCCAGAAAAGACUCCACGGAGGCAGGAUUUCAUCAGCUUGGGCCUCUUCUCUGAAAACUGAGCACAGUCCCACAGGACAAACUCCUUACAUGGUGGGUUGAAUUUACCCCGCUUACAGACAUUUAUAGACUGGAUCCUGGGGCCUUCUGAGACCUCAACAAUCCUAUAAAUCCUCAGGACACACACUGAUGUUGCUAAUGCUGUUGCCUGCCUGAGAACGUGGAAAGACCGGACUUGCUGUUCGUCUACGAGCUUCACUUCACAGUGGAAAAAGGAAACGACCACCUGACGUCCCGUCCUCACCUCACCAUCACACUCCGGAAUCACUACCAGUCCUAUCUAGCACUUACUGUUCACAAAGACACUGACAUACUGUGGAUGUGAUGACCUCCUGCCUCCCUCCCUCCGUCUAUCUGUCCGUCCGUCCAUCUCUCCUCCCGAAGGCUCGCACAGACUGUGAGGUUUUAAAGCAACUCGAGAGAGGAGCACGGCGGACAGUCUGGCAGGAGGACAGUGGACCGACAUCAAGAGGAUGUGGCGUGGAGGGACACUCGGGCCUGCGUACCCACGACUCUGAACCCUUCCUGGCACCACCCGCGUACGUGUGGACAGAAAAAAUGUCAAGAAAGGAAGGACAGAGCGGAGAUUCAGCAACCAAACAAUCAGUCACUUUAUGUGCGGUAGUCCACCCCUUCCACUCUUCCUCCCUCCUCUCUCCAUCUCACUCUCUCCUCCUUUUCCUCUCUCUAAUUGGUGCCCACAGUCUUGUGUUUCACCACACCUACCCGCACUUAAACUUCACCAACCCUAUUUAUUGCUAUCUUUAUCCAUGAUUAUUAUUAUCAUUAUUGUUAUUAUUGUUGUUAUUAUGGUUAGAAUUGCUGUCAUCGUGUGCUAUUUUUAGUUUUUAUUUCCAUGGUUUUAAAUAUUGGUUUUCAGAACUGGGCGGUUGUUUGGUUAACAAGAGACAUUAAGAGCACUCUGCCCUGAGAGACGAGGACGAAAAGGAGCAGAGAGAGAAAAAAAAAACACAAAAAGGAAGCAGUUACUGAGUGUUAUUGGGUAAAAAAAAAAAAAAAAAAAGUCCUGUCAUGUUGUAUUAUGCCAUUUUUUUAUAGUUCUGUUCCCCAGAAAUAGUAAAUAAGACUUGUUGAAAAGAGAA
Messenger RNA from Toxotes jaculatrix (banded archerfish), 4837 nucleotides. It is a transcript of the gene satb2, whose product is annotated as SATB homeobox 2. Gene Ontology annotation, biological process: chromatin remodeling; regulation of transcription by RNA polymerase II. The coding region runs from base 518 to 3223 and encodes 901 amino acids. The record is from RefSeq and is a predicted model, not a curated record. The transcript is spliced from 14 exons. NCBI's taxonomy places the organism in Eukaryota, Metazoa, Chordata, Actinopteri, Toxotidae. Gene Ontology annotation, molecular function: DNA-binding transcription factor activity, RNA polymerase II-specific; RNA polymerase II cis-regulatory region sequence-specific DNA binding.